Messenger RNA from Glycine soja, 3230 nucleotides. Its product is annotated as protein SLOW WALKER 1-like. Gene Ontology annotation, molecular function: protein binding. The record is from RefSeq and is a predicted model, not a curated record. The transcript is spliced from 2 exons. Gene Ontology annotation, cellular component: nucleolus. Gene Ontology annotation, biological process: positive regulation of transcription by RNA polymerase I; rRNA processing. NCBI's taxonomy places the organism in Eukaryota, Viridiplantae, Streptophyta, Magnoliopsida, Fabales, Fabaceae. The coding region runs from base 88 to 1713 and encodes 541 amino acids.
AGGAACAUAACAGUGAUACUAAAAUAGCACACAGUCACAGCACUCUUAAACCCUAAACCUUGGCUUGCGGCGUGGGAGGUUGCAAAAAUGGAGGAAGCAAGAGUUCUGAAGAAUUUCCCGGUGAAGCCAAAGCUGAAAUCGAAAGCCAGAACCCCUAAGCAAACCCCUGAAUCCAAGUACUGGUCCUCCUUCAAGACCCAACAAAUUCCCAAUCUCAUCUCCGUUCCUUCCAUCACGUUCUCUCCGACACCCCCUCACUCUUUCGCCGCCGCACAUUCCGCCUCCCUCACUCUCUUCAGCUCCCAAACGCUCUCCCCCGCCGCCACCAUCUCCUCCUUCUCCGACGCCGUCACCUGCGCUUCCUUCCGCUCCGACGCCCGCCUCCUCGCCGCCUCCGACCUCUCCGGCCUCGUCCAGGUCUUCGACGUCAAGUCCCGCACCGCCCUCCGCCGCCUCAAGUCCCACUCCCGCCCCGUCCGCUUCGUCCACUUCCCCCGCCUCGACAAGCUCCACCUCAUCUCCGCCGGCGACGACGCCCUCAUCAAGCUAUGGGACGUCGCCGAGGCGACCCCGGUCGCCGAGUUCCUCGGCCACAAGGACUACGUCAGGUGCGGAGACUCCUCCCCUGUGAAUUCUGAAAUCUUCGUUACAGGCUCCUAUGACCAUGUCGUCAAGCUCUGGGAUUCUAGGGUUAGGGAUUCGAAAUGGUCGGUGCAGGUGAACCAUGGCGCGCCCGUGGAGGAUGUUGUGUUCUUGCCGUCCGGAGGGAUGGUUGCGACGGCUGGUGGGAAUUCGGUUAAGCUGUGGGACUUGAUUGGUGGAGGGAAGCUUGUGUAUUCCAUGGAGAGUCACAACAAGACGGUUACAUCGAUUUGUGUCGGGAAAAUUGGGAAGGAUGAUGGAGAAGAAUCAUCGAAUCAGUUUAGGAUCAUGAGUGUUGGGUUGGAUGGGUACUUGAAGGUGUUUGAUUAUGGAUCAUUGAAGGUUACACAUUCCAUGAGGUUCCCCGCGCCUCUUUUGUCAGUCGCUUACUCGCCGGAUUGUUCCACCAGGGCAAUUGGGACUUCCAAUGGAGUGAUCUAUGCUAGCAAGAAGAAGAUAAGGGAAAAGGAAAAGGAGAGGGAGAGUGAGGCUAGCUUGUUUUGGAAAAUCGCACCUGUGGAGAACACUGAGAAGAAAGCGAUGAGGCCUUCGCAUUUCAGGUAUUUCCAUAGAGGGCAGGGAACGAAGCCGUCCGAGGGGGAUUUCUUGGUUAUGAAGCCCAAGAAGAAGAAGUGGGCUGAGCACGACAUGCUGUUGAACAAGUUUGAGCAUGGGGAGGCUCUGGUAUCUGUGUUGCAAACUAUGAACCCCGGGCAUGUGGUGGCUGUGCUGGAGGAAUUGGUGGCUAGGAAGAAAUUGCUUAAGUGUGUCUCCAACUUGGAUGUGAAGAAUUUGGAACUCCUCUUGGAAUUCUUGCAUAAGUAUUGUACCUUGCCUAGAUAUUCUAGUUUGUUGAUGGGAUUUGCCAAGAAGGUUCUUGAAAUGAGGGUGGAUGAUAUUAGAGCUUCUGAUUCUGAAGCCAUCAAGAGUCAUAUCAUAAAUCUCAAGCGGGCUGUUGUGCAGGAGAUUCGGAUUCAACAGUCAUUGCAAGAGAUACAGGGUGGAUCUUUUAUAAUGCUGUGUAUUAAGUGCAUGAUGCUGUGUUUUCAUAUCCUGUUGGCAAGAGGUUGAAUCCCAAAAUUAGAUCUCUAUGUGCUAUUAAAUUAGACCUAUUUGUGCACCUUCUUUGCAGGUAUCCAUAUUUUCUAGCAGUCAACUGUUAGAUAAAGAUGUAAUGUGCUGUUAUAUUGAAUAACUGAACUGGUGUCUGUUAUAUCCAAUUUAUUAAUAAUUUACUAAUUUUCACAAAAUGGUUCAUGGAAAGCGCUUCUUUGCUAUGCUCCUCAAGUUUGCAUUAUAACAUUACCCACAUCUGGGGGUGGCGUAAUAAUGCUGGUCAUGUCAAUCAAAGGCUGAAUAAUGCUGGUCACGUCUCUCUUCGAUGUAAAUCAUCUAACCCAGAGUUCUCAGCUGCAUUUCCGUCCAACUCAUAGUCAUAGCAUGUUGGUGGAGUUUCCAGCCAACCCAUGGCACUCUGAUGGAAUUUCCAGCUAAUCCACACUCUGUGAACUCUGACGCACUGUUCUGUGGUCUCUACUCUGUUCACAUCCUUUGGGGUCUGUUCUGUUCAUGUCAAGGAGGACUAGAGGAGUCUAUGUUUUGUUUUAUAUUCUUUGAUCAUUGUACGGUUCAUAUAGACAACCUUACAAUGCUCUUUCUUGCUGCACUUUCUUUUAUAUUACUUGACUCUUAUUAUUAACUUCUGUUUCUGCGUUUGCCUUAAAUUUAUGGCUUUUAAUCAUUAAUUAUGAAAAUACCUUUAAUUAUGUUUUUUUUUGCAUUUAUAUGUAACAAAUUAUUUUAACUUAGAUACGAAAAUUUCAUAAUAUACAGUAAUCUUUCAUACACAUACACACACCUAAGAAAUUUUUUUAAUCCAUUUAUCUUUUGUUCCGUAACAUGCUGAUAAGCUAGCUAAUCAUGGUUUAUAACACUAAAUAGGAUAGGCUAUAUAGAUAGUAGUGGUUGACAUAGAUUUGGAUUUGGGAAAAGAUACCGUCUUUGAAAAUAAUACUCUAUUUCUCUCACUUUAUUUCUUAUACUAUUUUUCUCCAACAGUUGAAUGCUUAAUUUUGUUAUCUUUAUUUGUGAUCAUUUUGUUCUGGUGCAAUAAUGAGAGACUGUGAAAUUUUAAAAGAAUAUAAUGUGGAUUCCUCUCUUUCCUAUUUAAUUCUGCAUUCCAGAAUAAGUUCUUGAUAUCUUUUAGUAGUUGGAUGAAAAACUAGUUCAGUGGCUUAGAACUAGUGUAAGAUUUCUCUACUUUUAUAAUGAUGUCAAUUUAUCUUGUUGAAAGUUUAGGUAUUUGGGUAGAUAAGGAGGGAAAGAGAGAAUAUUCUGACGUAUUAAAUCAAUAGUGUUGUGAAAGAUGUGAUAGAAAAGAUAAAGUACUUAGCUCUAUUUACUAUAAUAGAAGACUCCUCAUCCCAAUUAAAUAAGGAAACAAAUCCUGAAAUAUAUAUGGAAUUUAUUGCUAAAAGAUCACCAAAGGUUCUCUAAAGGCCAAAAUAUUCUGAGAUAUAAUGAUAUGAUAUCUAGAGAUAUCCUCUAGAUGUUUUAAACUUUUGAUGAUUGUAUUUUGAUCAAAUGUG